Messenger RNA from Tinamus guttatus (white-throated tinamou), 1830 nucleotides. It is a transcript of the gene A1CF, whose product is annotated as APOBEC1 complementation factor. The record is from RefSeq and is a predicted model, not a curated record. Gene Ontology annotation, molecular function: RNA binding. Lineage: Eukaryota; Metazoa; Chordata; Aves; Tinamiformes; Tinamidae.
CCGAAAAUCGCUCAGUGAGCACCCCUAAUUAACCUGAUUUUUUGCUGAUAAUCACUCACAAUGGAAUCAAAUCACAAAUCCGGGGAUGGAUUGACCGGCAAACAGAAAGAAGCUGCCCUCCGUGCAUUAAUUCAGCGAACAGGAUAUAAUUUGAUCCAGGAAAAUGGGCAAAGAAAAUAUGGAGGUCCACCACCUGGUUGGGAUGGCCCUCCACCAGAAAGGGGUUGUGAGAUCUUCAUUGGUAAACUGCCCCGAGACCUCUUUGAAGAUGAGCUUAUACCAUUGUGUGAAAAAAUUGGCAAAAUUUAUGAAAUGAGAAUGAUGAUGGAUUUUAAUGGCAAUAAUAGAGGCUACGCCUUUGUAACCUUCUCUAAUAAACAGGAGGCAAAGAAUGCAAUAAAACAACUCAAUAAUUACGAAAUCAGGAAUGGGCGUCUCCUUGGGGUCUGUGCCAGCGUGGACAACUGCCGUCUGUUUGUGGGGGGGAUACCCAAAACAAAGAAGAGGGAGGAAAUCUUAGCAGAAAUGAAGAAAGUCACAGAUGGCGUGGUGGAUGUCAUCGUGUACCCUAGUGCAGCCGAUAAGACAAAAAACCGGGGCUUUGCUUUUGUGGAGUAUGAAAGUCAUCGGGCAGCAGCGAUGGCCAGGAGAAAACUGUUACCAGGUAGGAUCCAGUUAUGGGGACACCCAAUUGCUGUUGACUGGGCAGAGCCGGAAGUUGAGGUGGAUGAGGACACCAUGUCAUCAGUAAAGAUUCUCUAUGUGAGGAACCUCAUGCUAUCAACCACUGAAGAGACCAUUGAAAAGGAAUUCAACAACAUCAAACAAGGUGCAGUGGAGAGAGUAAAGAAAAUUAGAGACUAUGCCUUCGUGCACUUCCAUAAAAGAGAAGACGCGGUGGAAGCAAUGAAAGCGUUGAAUGGGAAGGUGCUAGAUGGGUCCCCCAUUGAAGUGACGUUAGCCAAACCCGUUGACAAAGACAGCUACGUCAGAUACACCCGGGGCACCGGGGGACGAGGCACCAUGUUGCAAGGAGAAUACACCUACGCCUUUGGACACGUGUAUGACCCUGCCACCACUUACCUCGGUGCUCCCGUCUUCUACGCACCCCAAGCCUACGCAGCUAUCCCCAACCUUCAUUUCCCUGCUGCCAAGGGGUUAACCAACAGGAGCAUUAUCCGACCCCCAUCCAUUCGAGAAAUUUACAUGAAUGUACCUGUAGGGGCUGCGGGAGUUAGAGGACUAGGAGGUCGCGGCUACCUGGCUUACACGGGCCUGGGGCGCGGAUACCAGGUCAAAGGAGAAAAGAGGGGAGAGGAUAAACUCUACGACCUCUUGCCAGGAAUGGAGCUCACACCGAUGAACCACAUCACUUUAAAACCCCAAGGGAUCAAGCUUGCUCCUCAGAUCUUAGAAGAAAUUUGCCAGAAAAAUAAUUGGGGACAGCCUGUUUACCAGCUGCAUUCUGCAAUCGGCCAAGACCAAAGACAGCUGUUCUUGUACAAAAUCACGAUUCCCGCCCUUGCCAGCCAAAACCCUGCUAUACAUCCCUUCACACCUCCCAAGCUCAGUGCAUAUAUCGACGAAGCCAAGACAUAUGCAGCAGAAUAUACCCUGCAGACACUGGGGAUUCCCACGGAAGGGACAGAGGUGCCUCCAGCAGCACCCGCUUUUCCAGGAUACACCAUUGCUAACGCAGCUGCAACUGUCACAGCCACCCAGCUCAAGCAAGCAAUGACAAUGGGACAGGAUUUAGCCACUUAUGCUGCGUACGAAGCCUACCCCACCUUUGCAGUAGCUACGCGCAGUGAUGGCUAUGGGGCAUUUUAA